Molecule: messenger RNA, 4039 nt
Organism: Piliocolobus tephrosceles (Ugandan red Colobus)
Lineage: Eukaryota; Metazoa; Chordata; Mammalia; Primates; Cercopithecidae
Gene: HERC6
Product: HECT and RLD domain containing E3 ubiquitin protein ligase family member 6
Exons: 22
Coding region: 446-3400 (984 amino acids)
Biological process (GO): protein ubiquitination; ubiquitin-dependent protein catabolic process
Cellular component (GO): cytoplasm
Molecular function (GO): ubiquitin protein ligase activity
Source: RefSeq, a predicted model, not a curated record
UUUUCAGUGCCAAAAAAGGUCUGGAAAGAGGUGGGCACUCAGAUGCUUUAUUAACUACUCUAGGUAUUAUUCUAACACUUUAGAUGUCUAUUAAAUUAUCCCAACAUAUUAGAUUUGCUGACUUGCUGUCCAUAUUUCGUAGAUGUGAUAGCUGAAGCACGGAAUCAUUAGGUAACUUACCCAAAGUGGCAUUAAUGACUCAUAAAUGGCUUAGGAUGUAAACUCAGGUUCAAGACCUGGGACGCCCUCUCUGCUCUUCAGCACUUGACGUUCAGGCAGCAGAGAGAGCUGACGUGGAGCCAGGGCUGGGCUCCUGGGGCGGGUUGAAGACAGGGUAAGCAUCUUGAUAUCCUGGAAAUCAUCGCGCACCCAGUCACCAGCAUUCAGGAGCCUGUCGCAGCGGGACGGACGGAAUCCGGAGCAGGCGACAGGGCGCAGAAGCGGAAUGUAUUUCUGUUGGGACACCGACUCCAGGGAGCUGCAGCGCCCGAGGACGGAGCGCAGCCCCAGGGCUGAGCUACUGCAGGCGGCCAGCGGGGAGCGACACUCUCUGCUGUUGCUGACCAACCACAGGGUCCUCUCGUGCGGAGACAACAGCAGGGGCCAGCUGGGCCGCAGGGGCUCGCCGCGCGGGGAGUGGCCAGAACCAAUUCAGGCAUUGGAAACCCUAAAUGUUGAUCUUGUGAGCUGCGGGAAGGAGCACUCCCUGGCUGUGUGCCACAAAGGAAGGGUCUUCGCAUGGGGAGCUGGUUCUGAAGGGCAGCUGGGGAUUGGAGAAUUCAAGGAAAUAAGUUUCACACCUAAGAAAAUAACGACUCUGAAUGGUAUAAAAAUAAUACAAGUUUCCUGUGGACACUGCCACUCCCUGGCAUUAUCAAAAGAUAGCCAAGUGUUUUCAUGGGGAAAGAACAGCCAUGGGCAGCUGGGCUUGGGGAAGGAGGUCCCCUCCCAAGCCAGCCCGCAGAGAGUGAGGUCCCUGGAGGGGAUCCCACUGGCUCAGGUGGCUGCCGGAGGGGCUCACAGCUUUGCCCUGUCUCUCUGUGGGACUUCGUUUGGCUGGGGAAGUAACAGUGCAGGGCAGCUGGCCCUCGGUGGGCGUAAUGUCCCAGUGCAAAGCAACAAGCCUCUCUCAAUUGGUGCACUGAAGAAUCUAGGUGUGAUUUAUAUCAGCUGUGGUGAUGAGCACACUGCGGUGCUUAUCCAGGAUGGGAAAGUGUUCACAUUUGGAGACAAUAGCUCUGGACAGCUGGGAUACAGCCCCACUCCUGAGAAGAGAGGUCCACAACUUGUGGAAAGAAUUGAUGGCCUAGUUUCGCAGAUAGAUUGUGGAAGGUCAUGGAUUUAUGACUUUCUUUUAGACCUUGUGGAUGUUCAAGUCAAACACAUUUUUGCUGGAACAUAUGCCAACUUUGUGACAACUCAUCAGGAUACUAGUUCCACAAGUGCUCCCAGGAAAACCCUGCCAGAAAUAAGCCGAAUUAGCCAGUCCAUGGCAGAAAAAUGGAUAGCAGUGAAAAGAAGUACUGAAUGUGACGUGGCUAAAAGUGAAAUUAGAAUGAUAUUUUCAUCUCCUGCUUGUCUGACGGCGAGUUUUUUAAAGAAAAGAGGAACUGGAGAAACAACUUCCAUUGAUGUGGACUUAGAAAUGGCAAGAGAUACCUUCAAGAAGUUAACAGAAAAGGAAUGGAUUUCUUCCAUGAUAACUACAUGUCUCGAGGAUGAUCUGCUCAGAGCUCUUCCAUGCCGUUCUCCACACCAAGAAGCUUUAUCAGUUUUCCUCCUGCUCCCAGAAUGUCCUGUGAUGCAUGAUUCUAAGAACUGGAAGAACCUGGUGGUUCCAUUUGCAAAGGCUGUGUGUGAAAUGAGUAAACAAUCUUUACAAGUCCUAAAGAAGUGUUGGGCAUUUUUGCAAGAAUCUUCUCUGAACCCACUGAUCCAGAUGCUUAAAGCAGCCAUCAUCUCUCAGCUACUUCAUUGGACUGAAACCGAACAGGAUCACUGUAAUGUUAAAGCUCUUUUAGGAAUGUUGAAAGAACUGCAUAAGGUAAACAAAGCUAACUGUCGACUACCAGAAAAUACUUUCAACAUAAAUGAACUCUCCGACUUAUUAAACUUUUAUACAGAUAGAAGAAGACAGCUCUUUCGGGAUAACCACAUGAUGUCUGCAGAAACCCCCAGUCCUGUUAUUUUCAGUGAUUUUCCAUUUAUCUUUAAUUCGCUAUCCAAAAUAAAAUUAUUGCAAGCUGAUUCGUGUAUAAAGAUGUGGAUGUCAGAAGAGAAAGCAUACAUGCUUAGGCAUGCAACAAUUCUGCAAAGAAAGGAUGAAUUUCCUCCAUCACCCAGAUUUAUACUUAGAGUCAGACGAAGUCGCCUGGUUAAAGAUGCUCUGCGUCAAUUAAGUCAAGCUGAAGCCACUGACUUCCACAAAGUAUUAGUGGUUGAAUUUAUUGAAGAAAUUCAUCCUGAGUCUGGAGGGGUUAGUUCAGAGUUCUUCCACUGUAUGUUUGAAGAGAUGACCAAGCCAGAAUAUGGAAUGUUCAUGUAUCCUGAAAUGGGUUCCUGCAUGUGGUUUCCUGCCAAGCCUAAACUUGAGAAAAAAAGAUAUUUCCUCUUUGGAAUGCUGUGUGGACUCUCCUUAUUCAAUUUAAAUGUUGCUAACCUUCCUUUCCCACUGGCUCUGUAUAAAAAACUUCUGGACCAAAAGCCAUCAUUGGAAGAUUUAAAAGAACUCAGUCCUCGGUUGGGGAAGAGUUUGCAAGAAGUUCUAAAUGAUGAUGCUGAUGACAUUGGAGAUGCGCUCUGCAUAUGCUUUUCUAUACACUGGGACCAAAAUGAUGUUGACUUAAUUCCAAAUGGGAUCUCUAUACCUGUGGACCAAACCAACAAGAAAGACUAUGUUUCUAAGUAUAUUGAUUACAUUUUCAACGUCUCUGUAAAAGCAGUUUAUGAGGAAUUUCAGAGAGGAUUUUAUAGAGUCUGUGAGAAGGAGAUACUUAGACAUUUCUACCCCGAGGAACUAAUGACAGCAAUCAUUGGAAAUACUGAUUAUGACUGGAAACAAUUUGAACAGAAUUCAAAGUAUGAGCAAGGAUACCAAAAAUCACAUCCUACUAUACGGUUGUUUUGGAAGGCUUUCCACAAACUAACCUUGGAUGAAAAGAAAAAAUUCCUCUUGUUUCUUACAGGAUGUGAUAGGCUGCAUGCAAGAGGCAUACAGAAAAUGGAAAUAGUAUUUCGCUGUCCUCAAACUUUCAGUGAAAGAGAUCACCCAACAUCAAUAACGUGUCAUUAUAUCCUCUACCUCCCUAAGUAUUCUACAAUGGAAAGAAUGGAGGAAGCACUUCAAGUAGCCAUCAACAACAAUAGAGGAUUUGUCUCACCCAUGCACACAUACUCAUAAUCACCUCUGAGAGACUCAGGGUGGGCUUUCUCACGCUUGGAUCCUUCUGUUCUUCCUUACACCUAAAUAAUACAAGAGGUUAAUGAAUAGUGGUUAGAAGUAGUUGAGGGAGAGGUUGGGGGAAUGGGGAGAUGAUGAUGAUGGUCAAAGGGCACAAAAUCUCACACAAGACUGAGGCAGGAGAAUAGGGUCCAGAGAUAGGGAUCUAAGGAUGACCUGGACAUACUCCCUGGCACUGAAGAGUCUGAACACUGGCCUAUGAUUGGUCCAUUCCAGGACCUUCAUUUGCAUAAGGCAUCAAACCACAUCAGUCUCUGAUUGGCCACGGGCCAAAUCUGCACUCCAGCCAAUGAUUGGUUCAUUCCAGGACAUUCAUUUGCAUAAGGAGUCAAACCACACCAGUCUUGGAUUGGCUGUGAACCAAUUCACCUCAGCCGCUAAUUGGCUGUGAGCCAGUCUUUCAUUUACAUAGGGUGUAACCAUCAAGAAACCUCUACAGGGUACUUAAGCCCCAGAAGAUUUUGCUACUAGGGCUCUUGAGCGACUUGCUCGAGCCCACUCCCACCCUGUGUAAUACACUUUCACUUUUGCUCCUUCACUGCCUUGUGCUCCAAUAAAUCCAUUCCUUCACCACCUGUU